Nicotiana attenuata is the source of this 1071-nucleotide messenger RNA. RefSeq lists its product as uncharacterized. The transcript is spliced from 5 exons. Lineage: Eukaryota; Viridiplantae; Streptophyta; Magnoliopsida; Solanales; Solanaceae. The record is from RefSeq and is a predicted model, not a curated record. The coding region runs from base 1 to 1071 and encodes 356 amino acids.
AUGGUAGAACCUGGUUACACUAUGCCUAUGUACUCUAACCGUGCCUCUCAGAACAUACCAAUGCAUCCUAUGCCUGCAUAUUAUGUUCACCAACAAACUAUGGGUCAAAGUGCUGAAUAUUCUCAGGCUCAAGGACAUACUGCCCCUCAGGUUCAAGCAGGUUGUUCUUCUACACAAGUUCAGGGAUCAGCAAGUACAUCUUCCAAGGCUCAAGGAAGUGUUUUCCCUUUUACCAAAGAACGGUAUGAUCAGAUAAUGCAAAUCCUGAACAAUUUAACUUCCUUUGCUCAAGCAAAUGUGGAUCUCUUUAGUGGCAGGGUGAGGGAGAUUGGUAGGGAAAGAGAUGGUCUAUACUUCCUGCAGAGACAUGGUGUCAAGAAGCUUGCUGCAGUCUCUUUAGCUGCUACUGGAAUAAAGUCAAGACAUGGUGACACUGAUAUUGAUGUUGCCUUGUGGCAUAAAUUAUUAGGACAUCUCAAAUCUGAUGUGUGUGUUGUACUUGUUCAACUUGUUGUAUUUGUUCAAAAUCAGUUUGACAAAACAGUGAAAGCAGUCAGAAAUAUGGCAUUAUCCAUCAAAGACAUGUGCAUAUACCUUUCAUCAAAUGGAGUUGCUGAGAGGAAGUGCAGGUACAUUUUGGAAGUCAAAAGAACUUUAAGGUUUCAAGCUAAUAUUCCUAUCAAGUACUGCGGCCAUUGUGUGCUUGCAGCACUAUAUGGUAGAGCACCUACUCUGGAGCAACUGAGAACCCUUGGCUGCUUGUGUUAUGCCAAGCAAGUUCAUGAACCAGACAAAUUUCUUUAUAGGGCCAAGCCAACUGUUCUCAUAGUUUUUUCUGAUACUCAGAAAGUCUAUGUUCUAUUGGAUCUUGCUAGUCGCUGCUUCUUCAUCAACAGGGAUGUCCCCUUCAGGGAACACAUAUUUCCUUUCAAAGACACUUCAACCCCAGCACAUCAUAUUUUCUUGCCUCCUGGCUCAUCUACUUAUAGUGAAGAGCAGUUCCCAUCAUUUUCUACUCAUACUAGCUCCAGGCAUGAGGAUGACGACUCAAGACAUGAGUCUCCUCUAUAG